Molecule: messenger RNA, 2147 nt
Organism: Nanorana parkeri
Lineage: Eukaryota; Metazoa; Chordata; Amphibia; Anura; Dicroglossidae
Product: sodium- and chloride-dependent neutral and basic amino acid transporter B(0+)-like
Exons: 15
Coding region: 144-2069 (641 amino acids)
Biological process (GO): sodium ion transmembrane transport
Cellular component (GO): membrane
Molecular function (GO): L-proline transmembrane transporter activity
Source: RefSeq, a predicted model, not a curated record
CUACAUAAAGGAGCCCUGUUUUACCUGGAGAGAGAAGUAAGCAGGAGGUUGGGCCAGUGAGUGGUUGUGCUACAAAGGACAGACUCAAUUUUUUAAAAGGAACAAGGAUAUAAUACAUCCACUGUUAAGAUCUGCUUUCAGGAAUGGGUUUCUCCCUGCCUAGUUUCCUCAAGUGCUGCAAAAAGAAAGCCAGCAAGGACCUUGUGACUUCAACGGCAAACACAGAUGAAAACACAGAACGUGGAAACUGGUCCAGUAAAUCAGAAUAUCUCCUGUCUAUGGUGGGAUAUGCUGUUGGCUUGGGCAACGUCUGGAGAUUUCCAUAUCUAACGUUUCAACAUGGAGGAGGUGCCUUUCUUAUCCCAUAUACCAUCAUGUUGGCUCUAGCUGGGUUACCGCUCUUCUUUCUGGAAUGUUCCCUUGGUCAAUUUGCCAGUUUAGGACCUGUGGCUGUGUGGAAGAUACUUCCAAUCUUUGAAGGAGUAGGAAUUACAAUGGUCCUCAUUUCAACUCUAGUCACUAUUUACUACAAUGUCAUCAUUGCAUACAGCCUGUACUAUUUGUUUGCUUCAUUUAGAAGUGUGUUACCGUGGUCGGAGUGCUUUGAAUGGUCUGACAGCAAGUGCAGCAAAGUACCUAAAGGGUUUUGUAACAUUAUUCUACAGCCAGGACUCACUGAAAGUGUAAAUCUUACCUGGGUCAACGAAAACAAUUACACAUGCUUGGCAAACACGACUGUGUUUAUUGAUACCGAACUUCCUAGCAAACAAUAUUGGGAUAAAGUGGCACUUCGCCGAUCUAGUGGACUUGAUGAAACUGGAAAUGUUGUCUGGUAUCUGGCCCUGUGUCUCCUCUUGGCAUGGAUAAUCAUUGGUGCUGCCUUGUUCAAGGGUAUAAAGUCUUCUGGAAAGGUGGUGUAUUUUACGGCUAUAUUUCCAUAUGUUGUACUGUUCAUUCUGCUGAUACGAGGGGUUACGCUGGAAGGAGCCUAUGAUGGAAUUAGUUUUUAUAUUGGAACGCAAUCUGACAUUUCAAAACUGGCUAAUGCAGAUGUUUGGAAAGAUGCCGCUACCCAAAUUUUCUUCUCUCUGUCAGUGGCAUGGGGCGGACUGGUAGCUCUCUCGUCUUACAACAAAUUUCAUAACAACAGUUAUGGAGAUGCCAUAAUGGUGUGUGUAACUAACUGCCUCACCAGUGUGUUUGCGGGAUUUGCCAUCUUCUCUAUACUUGGUCACAUGGCUUUUAGAGCACAGAAACCAGUAAAAGAUGUUGUGGAUUCAGGAUUUGCAUUGGCAUUCAUUGCAUAUCCAGAAGCUUUGUCACAGUUGCCUGUGGCCCCACUCUGGUCAAUUCUGUUCUUCUUUAUGCUCCUCACCUUAGGACUUGAUUCUCAGUUUGCCUCUGUAGAAACAAUUACAACCACCAUUCACGACGCAUUUCCUGAGAUGAUGAAGAAGAUGAGAGGUGUUAUUACUUUAGGAGCCUGCAUUAUGUUCUUCUUACUUGGGCUUGUCUGUGUUACUCAGGCAGGGAUCUAUUGGGUGGAUCUAAUUGAUUAUUUCUGCGCUGGAUGGGGAAUACUUAUUGCUGCUAUUCUUGAAAUUGUUGGAAUUUGCUGGAUUUAUGGGGGAAAUCGCUUCAUCGAAGACAUUGAAAUGAUGAUUGGGAAAAAGGGUUGGCCAUUCUGGUUAUGGUGGAGAAUCUGCUGGUUUUUUGUAACUCCCCUUCUGCUAAUGUCUAUUUUAGUCUGGUCCUUGGUUACUUUUGAUUCUCCAAAGCAUGGUGAUGUUGAAUAUCCAGUCUGGGGAGUUGUCUUGGGCUGGUGUAUGAUCGUUUUCUGCAUCAUUUGGAUACCAAUAUUAGCAAUUGUAAAGAUAUGUAAGGGUCGUGGAUCUCUUCGGGAGCGUUUUUGGAAGAUCUGCUCCCCAACAGAAGACUGGGGUCCUGCUCUGGAGCAGCAUCGCACUGGAAGAUACAAAGACACAACUAGAAUCCAGAAAAGUGACAAUUUGGAAAUUCCUACAAUCGAAGGAGGAUUGUCUGGAUAUGACAACAAAGCUUUUUCCUAAACUUACUAAAAAGAAAAACCAAGAAUGGAAACUAAAUGCUGCAAGUAGCUUUGGCUACUAUGUGAUUUUAUUUUCAAC